This is a messenger RNA of Cladophialophora yegresii CBS 114405, 1830 nucleotides long. Its product is annotated as carboxypeptidase D. The coding region runs from base 1 to 1830 and encodes 609 amino acids. Gene Ontology annotation, molecular function: serine-type carboxypeptidase activity. The record is from RefSeq and is a predicted model, not a curated record. Gene Ontology annotation, cellular component: trans-Golgi network. Gene Ontology annotation, biological process: proteolysis; apoptotic process. The transcript is spliced from 2 exons. Lineage: Eukaryota; Fungi; Ascomycota; Eurotiomycetes; Chaetothyriales; Herpotrichiellaceae.
AUGGCCAGAGUUGGGGCAUUAUGUGCCCUGCUCUUCAUGGCGCUUCGGGCUUGGGCCGACAAGACCGCAGCAGAUUACUUUGUAAAAUCGCUGCCGGGAGCGCCAGACGGCCCUCUCCUGAAAAUGCAUGCUGGGCAUAUAGAAAUUAAUCCCGAACAUAACGGACAUCUCUUUUUCUGGCACUACCAAAACCGACACAUCGCCGACCGACCGCGCACCGUCAUCUGGCUCAAUGGAGGACCGGGCUGCAGUUCAAUGGACGGGGCUCUGAUGGAGUUGGGUCCGUACCGGGUCAGGGAGGGAGGGAAACUAGCAUAUAACGACGGCGCGUGGGACGAAUUUGCGAACCUAUUAUUCGUCGACAACCCCGUGGGCACCGGCUUCAGCUAUGUGAACACCGACAGCUAUUUGCAUGAACUACAAGAGAUGGCAGAUCAAUUUUUGAUUUUUAUGGACAAAUGGUUCGACCUGUUUCCCCAAUACGAAGACGACGACCUCUAUUUCGCCGGCGAGUCGUAUGCCGGGCAGUACAUACCCUACAUUACAAAGGCGGUUCUGGACCGUAACAAGAGAAAAAGGGCUGAAGGACAACGGACCUGGAAUCUCAAAGGCCUUUUGAUCGGCAAUGGCUGGAUUGCGCCGGCUGAGCAGUACCAAGCCUACCUACCGUUCGCCUAUCAAAGCGGGAUGAUUCAGGGUGGCACUCCGGAAGCUGCAAAAGUCGAGGCGGCCCAGUCAACCUGCAUUACAGAAUUGGCCAAACCUGGCAACUCUGACAAGGUGGAUGUCAGUGCCUGUGAGGCUGUCUUAUCUACAAUCUUGGACGUGUCCAAGGAGAACGGCCUGUGUUACAACAUGUAUGACAUCACGCUUCGGGACAAGUGGCCAUCUUGUGGAAUGGCCUGGCCUCCGGAUCUGGAGACCGUGACACCCUAUCUGCGACAACAGGACGUCCUGGACGCUUUGCACAUCAAUCCCGACAAGCGGACUGGAUGGGUGGAAUGCUCGGGCGCUGUGUCUUCUUCAUUUCGAGCGAGGAACUCGAAACCGAGUGUUCAACUGCUCCCUGGAAUUCUCGAGGCAGGUGUCCCAAUUUUGUUGUUUAGCGGCGCCAACGACAUGAUAUGCAAUCAUGUAGGAACAGAAGACAUGAUCAGCAACAUGCGCUGGCUAGAUGGGAAGGGUAUGGAAUUGUCUGCCGGAGUUAUUGCACCACAAAGAGACUGGGAGUUCGAAGGCCAAGCUGCCGGCAUUUACCAGGAGGCAAGAAACCUGACGUACGUCAAAUUCUACAACUCCAGCCACAUGGUGCCAUUUGAUUACCCUCGGCGGACGAGAGAUAUGCUUGAUCGAUUCAUGGGAGUGGACAUUGCAAGCAUCGGCGGCAAGCCUGCCGACAGCCGCAUCGAAGGUGAAAAGGCUGGACCUGAAACGAGCGUUGGAGGCCAUCCUAACAGCACAGCAGCCAUCGAGGAUGAAAAAGAGAAAGUCAAAGAAGCACAAUUCCAAGCAUAUUAUCGCAGCGGCGAGGCUGCCCUCGUCUUUGUGAUCAUCGCCGCGGCGCUGUUCGGCUUGUGGGUAUGGCGCGGAAGGAGGAAAGCCCGGAGUCAAGGCUAUGUCAGCCUCCCUCUGGCGAACGGCUCGCUGCGCAAGGGACGCGGGGACGUGGAAGCUGGAGAUUUUGACGCGAACGAACUGGACAAUCUCGAAUCAAGCCGUCGGCCUGUGAAUAUGGAUGCUCAGCAUUAUGACUUGGCAAGCGACAGUGAGGAUGAGGAUAAAGACGGCCAAAGGGGGGAAGUCAGGGCUCAGCAAUCAUGGCCUAGGUAA